Haliotis rubra (blacklip abalone) is the source of this 2722-nucleotide messenger RNA. RefSeq lists its product as uncharacterized. Lineage: Eukaryota; Metazoa; Mollusca; Gastropoda; Lepetellida; Haliotidae. Bases 517 to 1653 code for a protein of 378 amino acids. The record is from RefSeq and is a predicted model, not a curated record. The transcript is spliced from 3 exons.
GGUGGUCUGUUCGCUGACGGUAUCGGUAUCAAGCUGAGACGGUAUCAGUUUAAGAGGACUGUUAUCGCUCUGCAGAUAUGUGUAGUCUCAGGUGAUGAUUACCUUACGUCGACGGCUACCAUAGUUGUGUUUAUCAUGGGUGGAGGCGCAUGAAACGGCUGUAAAAUAUAGGAUAUUCUCACGCUCCAGCAGAAUUCAAGGAUGUCAUGUUGGCGUAUUCGUACCAGCUGUUCGAGGAUGUAAAUAGUCAUUAACGAUGAAGCUUCUGCGAGUGUUGCUCGUUGUGUUAUACCUUGUAUAUUCCACGGCUAAGGGGGACUUGUUGGAAUUUGAUGGAUCCGGCGACAUCAUUUCCCCCUCAAGGUCACCCAAGACCAAAGACAUAGAGUUGGGGCCAGCCUCGUUCCAGCACAUCAGGGCUCGGGACAAGAUGGUCAAACGAACAAUGAGGGUACUUCUUCCCGGGAUGAUCAGAUCAUUUUGGAUACUAAUCUUCCGGAUUUUAUCCAGAGGCAUAUGGCCGACUCUUUGGAGGCCAGGGCAACCAAAGAUGUUGAACUUCAGACCAAAGUUCAGAGACUGGAAAGAAUGGUGAUUCGUCUGAAGUCUCGUCUCGCUAACUUUGGUAAUCGCAUGAGACUAAUGGAGCGCCACCUAGAGGAUCAUCUGCAAAAUCACGAUUCCACGCUACCACCAAGGUCCACACAGUCAUCUAAAACAACGGGGUUAGACGGUUCAGGGGAACUUCAGUUAUUGGAACCAGGCGACACCGUCCUUCUUGAAACUGUUCGAAAUCAAACUGAGCCUAAUGACGCGUCUGUUGGGGAACAAGGAACAAGCCCAGGAAGCAAGACCAAAAGCGAUCCGAAAAGCUGCAAAUCCAAAGCAAUUGGUGCCAAGUCGGCAAAGAAACACGGAGUUAGAAUUCUGGCUGUGAGUGCCAAAGACUCCAGAUUCGUCAUCUUUGGGAAGAACGACGAGUUGAAAUUCCCUCUGCAAACCAGUCAUGUCCGCUCCGUGGUUUAUGACCCCGCCACAGAGACUAUAAUAUGGUCCAACUACAGUUCCAGGGAUCCGGGGAUAUUCUCCAGCGAUCUCCAGAAGCCUGCCAAAUCCACCAGGCUGUCCCGCCUGUCCUCUGAAGGGAUGGCCAUCGACGUCUGUAGACGUCUGCUGUUCUUCACGACCUCCACGCCACGCUACACCAUCAGCAAGAUGACGACACGUGGUAAACACCUUCGAGAAGUGAAACAUAUGAAGAAGUACGGCCCCUACAUGUAUUCUGUUGCGGUUGAUCCUGAUGCUAAAAUGAUAUAUACAUGUCACUACUCUUUCCUAGUGAAGACCAGCUAUGACGGAAGACGACAGGAGGAACUCGUUAAAGACAGCAGCUCCAUAUUUGCCGUAUCGCUGGAUCCUACAAACCAGGCGCUGUAUUACAGUGCAUGGGGCGGGAUUAAACGCCUGCAGUUGGAUAAAGGCCAGUCUGACACCGUGGUUGAAAUUCGCACAUCUCCUCGUAACAUUGUAUACAACCAGAACAGGUUGUAUUUUGACAACAGCAGGUUUCUUAAAGUAUUCGGCAUCAAAAGCGACCGUGUGAAGACUCUUGGAAAACUUGCUGAUUCAACCCUAUCACUUUGUCUUAUGUAAUAACAGAGUCCACCAAGGCUCGGGAUAAUAAUGCCCGUUAACAGGCGUUUACUAUGACAGAAUGUAUAAGAUUACAUGUGCGUUAUGAUGCUUGCCAUUGGACCUGGAUCAAUGGAACCUUCAUAAUUCUUGGGGACCAUUUGUCAAUGUCAUAUAUGACAGAAGAGUCCAGUAGCCUUUAACAAAUCCAGUGUUGAUAUCAGCGGGUUGAAUGAAACUAUGGAAUUGAGAUACCAUAUGAUAGUUGCUUUGUGUCAAGGGUCAAUAGUUGUGAAUGAACAAAUACAUGCGGACUAGGCGGUAAAAUUAGAAAUCCAGCAGGUUUGACUCAAGUUAUUCAGAACCAUGUCUCUUUGUUAACACAAUAUGAUAGUUUACACCAGUCCAGCAAAUAAUCACCAUCCACACAUGUAUAAUACCAAGACAAUGUUUCAAUAUCAGGUUGGCUGAAAUUAAUACUUGGCUGUUGAUCAUUGCACUUCUUUAAAACUAGGAUGGACGCUUAGUGUCUUCAGGAUGAGAACGUGCAGAACGGUUUCAGUCAUUCAGUCUUUGUUAUUACAAUAAGAUGUGUUACAGUACAGCAAAUGAUAACCACCAAAACAUGUAGAAUGCUGCAAAAAUGUUUCAAUGUCAAAUAGACUGAGAUUGAUUCUAGGUUGUUUAUCAUUGCACUUCUUUAAAACUCGAAUGGACGCUUCGAGUCUUCAGGAUAAGAAUGUUCAGAACGGUUUCCAGCGGGCAAAUAUAUGGUGGGCCUCCCUCAUAGCGGUGUGUGGCACCGGAUGUUCAAGGCUUGUGUGUUUUAUGCUUUUGUGUGACUGUGUGUGCUUCUGGCUGCUACAAGUACCAAAGACGACGACGUGCAUUGUUGCAGAGCUAACAUCCACGAAUCUUGAACACGUUCACUGUUAAAAGCAGUGGGGUGUUGACGAUUUGUUCCAAGUGGCUUGAAGGACUAUGACGUCGAUUAAACAUAUCAUAUUUGACAUUUUACACUUAGCUUUAUAUACUUGUAUCUAUAUUAUGCCGUGAGGAAUUCUAGAUCAUUAAAACUAUGUAAGCAGGA